AUGAGUGAUGAUGAUGGAUUAAUGCUUAAUUUUGCUAUUCCUGAUAAUGGCACAACUACGACUGCCAAUACACAAUCAAAAAAUGUGAAAGUACGAGGAGGUAGAUGGAAAGAUAGAAGAAUUUUAAAACUAGAAUUAGAGGGAAGACCAAAAGAGAAAAAAGUAAAAGGACCAAAUAGUAUACCGAUUGAUGCAAGUAGGAAAAGAAGAAUGGAAGAGAAACCAUCAAAACCAAAAAGUUCACAAUCAAAUCCAACAAGUGAAUUUAAAAGAGCAAAAUUUACAGAAACAAAAGGAGAACAUGGAGGUAAAAAUGAUUCAUAUGUAUCUUCAUUGUUUACAAACAAUACAGCAUCAACUCAAGAAGUACCAGAAGAAUCAAAAGAAGAAACCAAAACAUAUUUGCCAUCAAAUGCACCAGAUAAAAAUGCAACCUCUUUUGCUGGUUUAGGAAUAAAUGAAAAAUUAUCCAAACAUUUAACAGAUCAUCAACGUUUCAAAUAUCCUACAAAGAUUCAAAAAUUAGUAAUACCCAAUUUAUUAGUGACUGAAAGAGAUUUAUUUGUAAAAGCACAAACUGGUUCAGGUAAGACUAUGGCUUUUAUAUUACCUAUUUUCCACAAGUUGAUGAUGGAAUAUAAACAUAAAAUUGGUAGAGAAUCCGGAUUAUUUGCAAUUAUUUUAACACCAACUAGAGAAUUAGCUAAUCAAAUAUAUUCAGUAUUGGAAAAUUUAAAUAGAUGUUACCCAUUUUUAGUACCUGGGAUAGUUAUUGGUGGAGAAAAGAAAAAAAGUGAAAAAGCAAGAUUAAGAAAAGGUGUAAAUAUAUUGGUUGCAACACCAGGUAGAUUAGCUGAUCAUUUGGAAAAUACUAAAACAUUAGAUAUAAGUCAAUUACGAUAUUUAGUACUUGAUGAAGGUGAUAAAUUAGUUGAAUUGGGAUUUGAAGAAACUAUUUCUAAAAUUACCAAAAUUAUAGAUGAUAAUUCCAAGAUUGACGAAACUAAAGAUAAAUGGCAAGGAUUACCUACUAGAAGAAUUAACAUUUUGUGUUCUGCAACUUUACAAAAUAAUGUUAAACAAUUAGGAAAUAUUAUACUAAAUAAUCCUGAAAUGAUAUCAGUUGAUAGAGAAGUUGAAGGUACGAUAUUAUUUGAUGAUGAUACAACUGGAGAAGUUCAAACCAAUAAUGAACAUGAAUCUUUUGCUCCAGAUCAAUUGAUACAGAGUGUUUUGAUCGUACCUCCGAAAUUAAGAUUAGUUACAUUAGAUGCAUCAUUAGUCAAUAUUGCAAACAAAAUUGAACAAUCAGGAGAAUCUUCAAGAAGUAUUGUAUUUUUUUCAUGUUCAGAUUCAGUCAAUUAUCAUUUUGAUGUAUUUACAAGAGAUGGUAAGAAAUUCAAAAAAGUAAAAGAUGAAGAAACUGGAGAAACCAAGACAAUAUUGGUAUCACCUGAUGAUAGUGCAGAUGAAGAUCAAGAUGAUGCUGAAUUAACAUCACCAAUUAUUAAUAAAAACACAAUAAUAUAUAAAUUACAUGGUUCAUUAUCACAACAAACUAGAACUACUAUUUUACAACAAUUUAUAAAAGAUGAUCCAAAAUUCCCACAUAAAGUAUUAUUUUGUACUGAUGUUGCAUCAAGAGGGUUGGAUUUACCUAAUAUUUCAAAUGUUAUAGAAUAUGAUGCACCUUUCACUAUAGAUGAUCACUUACAUAGAAUAGGUAGAUCAGCAAGAGUUGGAGCAAAAGGUAAUGCAACAUUAUUUUUAUUACCAGGAUUAGAAGAAGGUUACAUAGAUGCAAAAUUAAAAAUAGUUCAUCCAAGAGAAGAAAACCUUCGAGUAACAAAAUAUGAAACCAUUUUAUCAUCAGCAUUUGGUGAAAAAAAUUCCACAACAAAAAAUAAAUUUGAUAAAUUAGGUAAUUGGGAUAUCCAUGCAACAACUUGGCAUCUUGAAGUAGAAAGAUGGUUAUUAGAAAAUUCAUCCGCUUUAGCAAAAGCAAGUCAUGCUUUCACUUCUCACAUCCGAGCUUAUGCUACUCAUUUAUCUCAAGAACGUAAUUUUUUUAACGUGAAAUUAUUACAUUUGGGACAUUUAGCUAAAAGUUUUGGAUUAAGGGAGACACCAAAGAAUUUAGGUAAGAAAUCUUCUAAAAAUAAUGAUAAAUUUGAAGAAUUGGAAAAUGGUGGUAAGAAAUAUAAAAAGGAAGAUCCAAGGAAGAAAAUGUUAAGGUUAGCUAAAUUGGCUGUUAACUCUACUAGUGAAUAUAAUUAUUAG
Messenger RNA from Lodderomyces jiufengensis, 2280 nucleotides. It is a transcript of the gene DBP7, whose product is annotated as putative ATP-dependent RNA helicase. Gene Ontology annotation, cellular component: nucleus. The transcript has a single exon. Lineage: Eukaryota; Fungi; Ascomycota; Pichiomycetes; Serinales; Debaryomycetaceae. The coding region runs from base 1 to 2280 and encodes 759 amino acids. Gene Ontology annotation, molecular function: RNA helicase activity; nucleic acid binding; ATP binding. Gene Ontology annotation, biological process: ribosome biogenesis. The record is from RefSeq and is a predicted model, not a curated record.